This is a messenger RNA of Copidosoma floridanum, 681 nucleotides long. RefSeq lists its product as uncharacterized. Gene Ontology annotation, molecular function: protein binding. Lineage: Eukaryota; Metazoa; Arthropoda; Insecta; Hymenoptera; Encyrtidae. The record is from RefSeq and is a predicted model, not a curated record. Gene Ontology annotation, biological process: negative regulation of biosynthetic process.
AUGUCGGAUACCGAGAAUAAGAUGACAGAAAAAUUAGCACAAAUUAUUAGUAGUGAAAGCUACUAUUACAUUGCUGUGAAAGGCUCUCCUUUUGCGGUCGACUGUGCUGUCUUUGGCUUGACGAGUGCCGAAGUUUUGGCCCUUUCUAAAAGAUUCCCUCCCACGGGAGCUGAAAUUGUUAAUGGCAUUGUCAUCAAAGGGUCACCACUGUGCGUCAUAAAUACUCUGUCCGAGCUGGGCUACAGAGUCGUUUGCAGCACUGCUCAAACGGGCGACAUAUCCAGAGUCCGGAAUUUCUUGGGCAAGGGCGUGUGCGCGGACGUGCUCGAUUCGGCGGGCUACACGUCCUUGCACUACGCGGCCCGCAACGGCCACUCGAACGUCUGCCAGGAACUGUUGAGCCACGGAGCCGACCCUAACACCAGGACCCGGUCCGCUCGAGCGACACCUUUGCAACGAGCUGCGAUGCAAGGGCACCUGGACGUCGUGAAGAUUCUGCUCCAGGCAGGGGCCGACCCGAAUGUCCAGGACGACGACGGGUACACGGCUAUGCAUCGGGCUGCCAUUGUCGGGGAUUCGGCCGCGUGCAAGAUUUUGCGGCCCAUCACUGAUGCGACUCUCAAGGACAAGAACGGGCGGACCGUCGAGGAUUUGGUGUCGCGGGGAUUUUCCAAGGAAUAA